AUGGAGGUUGGGAAAUUCUCAGCGAGCCAGAGCCUUCUACCCGGCGGUGCUGCUGCUGAGCCACCGGCGACGGAAUCGAAGAAGGCGGCGGUGAACGAUCUGGCACUGGCUGAACUCGCGGUGACGGACUGUGAGCUACUCUCUGCGAAGCAGACACUUCUGAUACUGAACGAGGCAGUGGUGAUGGAGAAAGGGGAACACCCAGCGGGAUAUACGUCCCAAACCGACGAGACUGUUGCUGAGCCGCCGGCAACGGCGAAGAAGGAGGCGAACGUCUUGACCUUGACCUGUCGAUACGCAACGGCCUGGAACGAGGAGAUGGGUAUCAAGUCGCUGAACGCACGCAAAUGGAGGAGAGAAGAUGUUGAGAGAGUCGUUGACAAAAAAAUCGUCUGGGUAACUGGCAAAAGAGGAGAAUCUUGGGGAACUGAGGUACUAGGUCCACUGGCCCUCUUGUACUGA
Molecule: messenger RNA, 462 nt
Organism: Alternaria viburni
Lineage: Eukaryota; Fungi; Ascomycota; Dothideomycetes; Pleosporales; Pleosporaceae
Exons: 2
Coding region: 1-462 (153 amino acids)
Source: RefSeq, a predicted model, not a curated record